UCCACCGGAGAGGAGCAUAGGUUGUCAAAUACUGUCUCGCCGACAAGGGAAAACAGUUGUAGACAACAAAACUAUCAGGAUUAUUGUCGACAACUGAAGCAGUUUUUCUUUUCAAAGACGAAAGCUAUCCUUUAGUUACUGAUAACUGUUUUUUGAAGUUUGCUAUUAAUAAACUGCUUUACAUACGAUCUUGUUCGUUAUCGAUAAAAAGCGGAAUACAAUGUAGUUAUCGUCAAUUAAGCAUUUACUUCGUGGAGGACUAUAAGUGGCCCAACCCUGGGGAUCAAUUAUAA
Porites evermanni is the source of this 293-nucleotide messenger RNA. The record is from the annotation of a GenBank genome assembly. Lineage: Eukaryota; Metazoa; Cnidaria; Anthozoa; Scleractinia; Poritidae.